CAUCCAUAUUGAUCGGGAUUUGUUUGGGGGACCACGUUUUCAAUCAAGGGGAAGACUUAAACCCUAGCACCCAAAAAAAAAUUGUUGCUGCCGCUUCUUCUAAUCAAAGGGAAGGAGGAGCCGCCGGUGGUUCAUACCGGAGAAGAAGUAAGAUCGACGGUUGAAGGGGGAGGGAGAUGUGGUGAUCACGUCCUUGCAAACCAUUCAGAUUAAAAGAUAUAACCAGUCUUUGAGGUCUACAAGAAGUUGUUAUCCCCAAAUUGAUUCUAAGUAAUGGCAAGUCAAGAGAACGUGAAGCAUAUUGAGGACUGCUCUGUUUCCAACGCAUUGGGGACAUGGGUGUUCUCUGUGGCAGGUGCUUUGAUUGCGAUACCUGUAGGAAUAAAGAGGAAAUCAUUAGCGCCACUUGUGUUUUUUGGGACAACAGGGACGAUGGUUGAUAUAAUUAUGGGAAUUAGUGCCUGUGAAAGAGAACAUGCUGAACGCCAACAACAACAGAAUUCACUUUCUGUUUCUGUUUCUGAUGAUGCUAUCUGACGUGUCAUCAAAGUUAUAUUGAGUUACCUAUAUUUUUGUAAUGAUCAAAAACUAUUAUAUCAUAAAUGGUAAAUACAUGAUAUGUAAUAAUUAUCCCCCCUUUUCUAAGUUCAAGAAAAAUUUGACAUGAUUUUAUGGUUA
Molecule: messenger RNA, 678 nt
Organism: Lactuca virosa
Lineage: Eukaryota; Viridiplantae; Streptophyta; Magnoliopsida; Asterales; Asteraceae
Source: the annotation of a GenBank genome assembly